ACUUUUGUCUCAAAAUCAAUCCAAAUUGAACCGCAAAUACUCCAACUGUCACACAACAAUAUAUACAUAAUAUGGUAGCAGCUAAUUUUGUCAAAGUGCUUGAUUCCAAUAUUCCACAUGGAUCCAAUUGGUUUCUUCCUUCUUCUGACAUCUCUGCUGUUCAGUUAUCCAUUUGUUCUCAUUGCUCAAUCUCCCACAACCACUAUCAGUGUUGAGGGAAUUGUUUAUUGUGAUGCCUGCUCAACCGGCACUUUCUCUAAACACAGUUAUCUCUUGCCAGGUAUGUAUGUAUGUGUUGACGUUCAUAUAGAGUGCAGAUUUAGAGCAAGCUCACCAAGAACCAACGAACAGAUAAAUUUCUCAGUGAACAGAACAACAGACAGAGAGGGAGCAUACAAAUUAGAUAUACCAUCAGUGGAUGGAACUAACUGUAAAAUUGCCAUGGAUGGUAAUUCACAGAUUGUGUCUCUCUGCCAAGCAAGCUUGAUAGGAACUUCAUCAUCUUCUUAUUCUUGCAAUGUUCCUUUCUUGAAGAGCACAGGAAGUAGUCAGAUAUUAAAACAAGAGAAUAACCUAUGUGUAUACAGCUUGGGAGCUCUUAGUUACAAGCCACCUCAAAAUAUGAUCAAUACUACCUUAUGCUCAAAUUAAUUCAUUUGGAUUUUAAUUUCUUCUGAGGUAUUGUCCACUUUAGAUAUUAUAGAAACUUCACUUCACAAAUGCGGCUUAGUUAAAAGUCGUUGUUCAAUUGAGUGCGUGUUUAUAAAUUACUCGUAAGUUCGUAACCUCGGUUUUCAAGUAAUGUGAGAUUUUUUUGGUAUACCAAAACAAAAUUAGACAAAAUUCAUCCUAGUACAUUCUUUUCUUUCCUUGGAUCCCUUUCAUUAAGUUUAGGAUUGGGUGACCCUUCUCUCCCUCUUACUCAAUAUCCUUAUCCUAUACCACCCUCAAUCACCUCCUUUUAUUUUAGGGGAAGGGGACCCCACAACUUGGAUUCCUCUUGUGUGUUCUCUCUCUCUCGUCCAUCACCUCCUAAACCAAAAUCCUUUCUUCAUUAUUAUUAUUAUUAUUAUUCUUGUGAUAGUUAUUUAAUAUUUAUAUAUUGAAAUACCUAGCUAGCUAGAAGAUGUGUAAAAAAUACGACCCUUUUAUAAGUUGCAUUUAUCAUUUUAACGUAUAUUUUGAAAUGUAAUAGUGUAGUUAAUGUGUUUAUUUUAUAUAUGAGUGUUAGUAAAGCACCAUUUUGUUUA
This is a messenger RNA of Medicago truncatula (barrel medic), 1250 nucleotides long. RefSeq lists its product as uncharacterized. The transcript has 2 exons. Lineage: Eukaryota; Viridiplantae; Streptophyta; Magnoliopsida; Fabales; Fabaceae. Bases 118 to 651 code for a protein of 177 amino acids. The record is from RefSeq and is a predicted model, not a curated record.